This is a messenger RNA of Xylona heveae TC161, 2414 nucleotides long. RefSeq lists its product as hypothetical. Gene Ontology annotation, biological process: cytoskeleton-dependent cytokinesis. The transcript is spliced from 2 exons. Gene Ontology annotation, molecular function: GTPase activity; GTP binding; molecular adaptor activity. Gene Ontology annotation, cellular component: septin ring; septin complex; microtubule cytoskeleton. Lineage: Eukaryota; Fungi; Ascomycota; Xylonomycetes; Xylonales; Xylonaceae. The record is from RefSeq and is a predicted model, not a curated record. Bases 176 to 1975 code for a protein of 599 amino acids.
ACUGCACGGCACAACGACGAAAGGCCGACAGUUGACGGUAGCCACACUGCCUCUGGGGGCUCACACAGAAGGCCCAUCUUUCGAUUGCUUCUGGCUCGCACCUGAUCGAGAAUCUGACUGGCGAGCCAUUGUUGGCUUUGUUUGGAUCCACUGGACCCAUCCCGCGUUGUUCAAGAUGGUGGCCGCCGCGGCAACUACCCCAGAUUCUGGUACCGGAUUGACUUUAUCAUCUUCCCCGGAUACAUCGAAACUCCUCCCUAUCCGCGAAUACAACGGUCAAUUGCCGCAGCCGAGUGACAUUCAACGCCGUGGCAGUUUCGGCUUUCUUCGGCGUGGCAGGUCCGGCGAAGCUCUCCGUGGCAACCGCAGUCGCUCUCGCUCGAGGCUCAGUAAAUCUCAGCAUCGUGAGCCUUCAAUCACCAGUCCACGAGCUCCGCAAUUGCCCAAUCUUGCACCUCAACCGCAACUCAAAACCAUUGCUGGAAAUUCGGACGUCUUUGGUUUUACAACGCCCAAGUAUCGCAAUCAGAGUCCUUUUACCAUGACGGACUCGAAGAGUCUCUAUUCCAGCCCUCCAGCGAGAAUUGCCCCAGUCUCACCUCAUCCUCCCAGCUCGCCACCCACUACGGGUCUGGCUGAGCCUUUUGAUCCAUACGCGGGAACAAUGAGCAUGACGAAUCGUGGCAGGGAAAGCUACGCGACUAGUACGAUGAGCACAAUCAACAGCCCACGUCGCAUUCGUCGCAGAAAGGAUCCCACCCAUUUCAAUAUACUUGUCAUUGGGGCCAAGAACGCCGGCAAGACUUCCUUUGUCAACUUUCUUCGAUCCUCCGUUUCUGGCGCCAGCAGGCUUCAAGAUGGGCACUUCCAAACUCACGCUGGCAGCCUUCAUCCGGCUUUCCAGUCAAAUUACCUCGAGACGGAGAUUGAUGGGGAGCGCAUUGGUCUUACCAUCUGGGACUCUGAAGGCCUGGAAAAGAGUGUCGCUGAUCUGCAGCUCCGCGAGAUGGCAGCCUUUGUUGACAGCAAAUUUGAACAGACCUUUUCCGAGGAAAUGAAAGUUAUUCGGGCUCCUGGCAUUGCGGAUCCUCAUAUCCACUGUGCCAUUCUCAUUCUGGACCCUGCUCGCUUGGACAUGAAUCUUGCCGAGGCCAACAAAAACUCGAAUGCAGAGGGAAUUUACAAUAAGGCGACGACCACUUCAAAGAUUGUGGGUGCUCUUGAUGCGGAUCUUGACCUUCAGGUCUUGCGUACCUUGCAAGGCAAGACGACAAUUAUUCCAGUGAUUGGAAAAGCCGAUACCGUCACUGCCACCCAUAUGGCCGCUCUCAAAAAGGCUGUAUGGGAGAGUCUCAAGCAAGCCGAUAUUGCUCUUGAAGCGCUCGGACUGGAUAGCUAUGGUCCAGAGAAUGAUGAUGAUUAUGACGACAAUGACGACGUCAUUGAUGAGGCAGAUGAGGACGAGGUUUCAGAUGUCGAAAGCUACAGCAAUGACAGUGUCGGCCAUGAUGAAGUCAGAGCCUCCGAGAAGAGUCUUCCUCACUCGCCUUCCGGUAGCUCCAAUGAUUCUAAUGUUAAUGAUGCUCACGAUGAAUUCAGUACCAGCGAUCAUGGCCAUCUUGCGGUGAAGCACGGAGACAUGAUUCAGCCGGGCUCUCCGUCCACAUCAGCCUCUACGGAUGCCUCUACGGAUUCGCCUCUGCUCCCAUCCCGCUCUAAAGAAGGAUCCAUUGAUUCAGCGGCGGUCCCGUUUCUGCCCAUGUCAGUACUUAGUCCCGACUCUUACGAGCCUGGUGCAGUUGGUCGCAAGUUCCCCUGGGGCUUUGCUGAUCCUUACAAUCUCGAUCACUGUGACUUUCGCCGCCUUCAUGAGUCUGUCUUCCAUGACUGGCGUGCCGAAUUGAAGGAGGCCAGCCGCGAGCAGUGGUAUGAGAGUUGGAGGACCGAGCGCCUGAGCGCCGGGCGAGCUCUGUAAUCCACAGACUGGCAUGGGCUGCGCAUUGCUUGUCAAUAUUCGCGCUUAGCCUUGAGGAUUUACUGGUCUUGUUCAGAUGCUUGUUCAUCACAAGGCUUAAUUUCCUCUUUUCGACUCUUUCUUACAUUUCCCGUCAUUUACUUUUCUGACAAUUUUCAAAUCCCCUUGCCAAUUUCCUUAAUAUUCACCAUUUCACGUUUGCCCCCCUUUUGCUUGUUUGAAGCCUUAUUUGUGUUCACCUGUUGUGGAGACAUGUUAUUACAUUGAUGUCGUCAUGGUUGGCAGUCCGGAGCAGAUGGUACACGUUGCGCUCUACCGAUUAUCCAGCUUCUUGUCGACGUUUUACGACGUUACGAUGUGAUAUCCUCUAGCCUGCAUUUCAGUUCGUCUCGCGCAAAGCUAGAGUCUAGUUAGACUUCAAUUAUUGAUCAUUAUCCCA